Medioppia subpectinata is the source of this 1158-nucleotide messenger RNA. The record is from the annotation of a GenBank genome assembly. Lineage: Eukaryota; Metazoa; Arthropoda; Arachnida; Sarcoptiformes; Oppiidae.
AUGUAUUUGGCAACACUAGGGUCUCCCUGGAGGGACAAGAUAUCGCUGGCGAUUCUGCAUUUGCAAGAGAAGGGUGUGAUUCGUGUGCUUUACGACCGGUGGUGGAAAAGGCCGGGCAUUACCUGCUCUCGGGAUGACAAGAGCAAAGAGGGCAAAGCCAACGCUCUGGGCGUCGACAACAUCGGCGGUGUGUUUGUGGUGCUGUUGGGCGGACUCGCCGUCGCUAUACUCACAGCUAUUAUUGAGUUUUGUGUCAAUUCGAAGAAAAAUGCAGUUAACCAAAGGCAAUCGUUGUGCUCAGAGAUGGCCGAAGAGUUGCGAUUCGCGGUCAAGUGUCGGGCGCCGAGACAGAGGCCGACCCUACGGCGGCAGUGCUCCAAAUGCAUGCCCGCCAACACAUUCGUGCCCUCGGCUAUGGAAAUGUUGCCACAAGAGAACGGCAUUAUGCAGAUGAUUGAGUCCCGCAAGACGUCGUCGCCCCUCCAGUUUGACUGCGGAGAGUGUCAUCACCGGCAACAACAUCACCAACAGUUACAACAUUCACAUUACAGACAUUCGCCACACUCUUAGCUCAAUGAAAAACAAUGACAAACACUGCAAACAAUAGAGAGCUCAUCAUUUUUCUCACUACAUCUCUAAGUCUCGCCUCUAAAUACCAUUUAUAUAAAUAUAUUUUUGCAACGAAUUGUAUGUCUUCGGGAGGGAAUCUCAAGCCGUGUUUUUGUCGUUGAUUUGUAUUUCACAUCCCCUGACUGACUGACCCCUACAGCCCUUUUUCUCUCUCAUUCACCAUCACUUUCAUCAUCCCAUCACUCAUUACAAUAACACAAUGACUGCAAUAACGAUGAAUGGGAAGCGGAAGGCAUUAAUGUCUUGUGAAUUAGACAUCAUUUUUACUGAACAUUAUUGAGGAUAUGGUCUCUCAUCGGGCGCUGAAACGUUAAAAUCGAUUCAUUAACUCAACGCCUAAUGAAAAAUGUUAUCAAAAAAGUUUUUCACUCAUUAUAACGGGAAAUGUGUGUAUGUUUUGUGUGUAUAUAAAUCAACACAACUAUAAAGUUAUGAACGGAAAUGGGAUCGAAAUCACCAGAAAACUGAUUAUCAAUAAAUUAAUUGAUUGCCAAUUGUAUUGUUAACAAAAUACAAAAUAAUAGACUA